Spodoptera frugiperda (fall armyworm) is the source of this 1582-nucleotide messenger RNA. RefSeq names its product pseudouridine-5'-phosphatase-like. The record is from RefSeq and is a predicted model, not a curated record. The coding region runs from base 314 to 988 and encodes 224 amino acids. NCBI's taxonomy places the organism in Eukaryota, Metazoa, Arthropoda, Insecta, Lepidoptera, Noctuidae. Gene Ontology annotation, molecular function: phosphatase activity. The transcript is spliced from 8 exons.
ACUUUUAUAAAUCAACAAACAAAUUUUCGUUUCAAUAAGACCAUUUUUCAUAAAACCUUUAACAGGAACAGUUAGGAAAAAGCGUACAAGUGUAAUUUGAGACCAAUUUUUUGAUAAAUUUUUCGUGCAAACGUAAAGAUUAUUUUUCGCGAAAAUUUCGUCGAAAAUCUAUACCUUACGCUACCGCUGCAAUGAUGUACCUUUCUUGGCGACGCGUAUAUUUGACUGCCAAAGGCAGUUCUUCCCUCUUCAGUCGGCGCGGUCUUCACAUCGAGCGAGGAACUUUAAAAAAGUAACCCACUGCCUGUUUGACAUGGAUGGCACCAUUAUCGACUCGGAGUCACAGUAUGCUGUGAUGCUGAAGGAGAUCUGUGCUAGACAUGGCAAGAAGUAUACGCCGGAUCUGGAAGCCAAAUACAUGGGAGGCACGGACCAAGAGAUAUGCACGGGCCUGGUGAAGGACCUGCACAUGAACUGCUCGGCAGACCAACUGGAGUCCGAGCUACGGGAGCUAUGUAGGAUCAAGCUGCCUCUCGCGCCACUGUCGAAAGGAGCUGAACGCCUGCUGAAACAUCUCCGUGAUAAUGGCAUUUCAUUCGCCUUAGCUACGAACUCUACGCGGAAAGCUGUGCGGCUCCAUGUCGCAGCGAAACCGAAACUGUUCGCUAUGUUUCAUCAUAUGGUUUGUGCUGGCGAUCCUGAGGUAGACCGAGGGAAACCACACCCUGACAUCUACCUGAUGGCUGCAGCCAAGUUUCCUGACAAACCAAAGCCAGUGAAGUGCCUCGUAUUCGAAGAUUCAGUGGUCGGCUUGGAGGCAGGACUAGCAGCCGGCAUGCAGGUUGUAAUGACACCACCUAAGCAUAUACCGCCGCAGCAGUACCGCAAAGCUACUCUAGUCUUAAAAUCACUUCAGGACUUCAGACCAGAAUACUUUGGGCUCCCUCCAUUUCAGGACGAUAUCAAGAGAAGACCAACGCUCAUAUAAGAACAUAUAAGAGUUGGAUAUGGAUUUACGUAACUUUUGGAGACCGGUAGACAUUUUGCGCAAGUGGAAAAACGUGUUGCGCAAACUUCUAGAGUUUUAAAGAACAUUUCUCGAAGCUGAUUUGCUGAAAAACAAUUUUGCGCAAGUACUAUAUUUUGAAGGCGUUUUUGACGCUUGCCAAGAUGCUAUAUUUUACAGCAUUUCAUCAAAAAUCUUUAAAAUUAUAAUCCUUUGCGCAAAGUUCAAAAAUGAUUAAAAUUACAAGUGUUGCCUUAAUAAGUAAAUAAUAAAAAUCUGUUGGCUUUGCGCUACAGGGUUGCCAUUUGAAACUAUGUUGGUGUUGCCACGUUUUUGGUAUAAUGAAAUUCUCUACUUAGCUUUAAGUAGACCGCGCACGCUUUACGUUUUGCUAAAAUAUUUACCAAUCAAAAUUGUAUUGAUCGGUUUUCAAGUUAUGCUUAAUACAUUUUAUUAUUUCACUGUAGCGGACUCGUUGUUCAAAUGAAAUUUUCAAGUAGCUUUUUAAAUAUACAACGGUGAAUUUUAUAAUAAUUUUAUUAUCAAGUUUGAACCAAAUAAACUUGCUUUCAAACA